GCUCCUGAUCAUUGCCUUUGCUUCCCUCUGCAGGACAAGGCAACCUUUCGUCCCGGCCAGUCCUCCUCGUCAGAUUCCCCUCCCUCCGUCUCUCUCCUGCCCAUCGAAGACCGGCUGCAUCUUUUACCCGUCUCACCUGCCCCCUUUUCUCCAUCCCCUCUACGUCUUCUCCCCAUGUCUCCUGCCCCUUUCUCUUCUGCCCCCAUGCAAACUCUCCCUAUAUCUCCUGCCUUUCCAAAUCCUUUCCCCAUGUCUCCUACUCCCUUUCCUCCUGGCCCUACAAGUCCUCGCCGGGUGUCUUCCACGCUAAUCCGUCCUGACCGUCCUGCCUCCCUGCCCCGAAGGCGGAAGCACGAGGAAGACAAGACCCCCUCCUUCCAUCGCCCCCAGAAGAUCCAGCCCAGGGACAGCGCAUCUCGCAAGAGGAAAGCCACGGGGCAACCAGUGGCUCCAUCAUCCUUCCCCUUUGGCAGGUCAAACCAAGCACCCUCGGCUCCUCCAGGAGCUGUGCCAGCCUCCGGAGAGGAGCCGAUGGACUGCACACCAGCGCCGGACAAAAUCAGACGUGUCUAGAUGCAGGUCAAGAAGGCAAGGGCUUUGGAGGGCUGCUCCCCAUC
Molecule: messenger RNA, 617 nt
Organism: Pogona vitticeps (central bearded dragon)
Lineage: Eukaryota; Metazoa; Chordata; Lepidosauria; Squamata; Agamidae
Source: RefSeq, a predicted model, not a curated record